Bacillus rossius redtenbacheri is the source of this 1184-nucleotide messenger RNA. It is a transcript of the gene Trs20, whose product is annotated as trafficking protein particle complex subunit 2. Bases 256 to 687 code for a protein of 143 amino acids. The transcript is spliced from 3 exons. NCBI's taxonomy places the organism in Eukaryota, Metazoa, Arthropoda, Insecta, Phasmatodea, Bacillidae. The record is from RefSeq and is a predicted model, not a curated record. Gene Ontology annotation, cellular component: nucleus; TRAPP complex; cytoplasm. Gene Ontology annotation, biological process: endoplasmic reticulum to Golgi vesicle-mediated transport.
AUAGCCACUGUAUUUUGUUUUUUAGGAGGUUAGGAAGUUCUUUGUAUGUGUUAGAUGUUUCGAACCUUCCAGUGCUUCAUUGCCUGAAUUAUUAAUUUUAAUUAUCCAUAAUAUGCCAGUGAUGAUCCUUAUGGAUUAUUUAAUAUAGUGUACCGCUUUUGCAUAAGUACAAUCUAUUGUAUUAAGUUAGCCAAUGCAUUGUGUUAUUUAAGUUCGAAAAAUAGGUUUUUUUUUUUUUAAUCAUUACUGCCUAUCAUGACAGUAAUGGCGGGAAGUUAUUAUUUUGUAAUAGUGGGACAUUCAGAUAACCCAGUAUUUGAGAUUGAGUUUACACCAAGCAGUAAGGAGCCCAAGAAGGAGGACCACAGCCACCUGAACCAGUUCAUCGCGCACGCAGCCCUGGACCUCGUGGACGAGCACAUGUGGAAGAGCAACGGCAUGUACCUCAAGUCGGUGGACAAGUUCAACCAGUGGUACGUGUCGGCCUUCGUGACGGCCGGCCACGCGCGCUUCGUCAUGGUGCACGACUCCAAGAACGAGGACGGCAUCAAGAGCUUCUUCAUGGAGAUGUACGAGUGCUACAUCAAGUAUGCAAUGAAUCCGUUUUACAAGAUCAACACACCAAUCAAGUCUACGGCAUUUGAACGUAAAGCACAGUUCUACGGGAAGAAGUAUUUGGUGUGUUAAGUUUUCAUAACGGGGGAUGCUACAAGGGGUGGCUCGAGAAUGUACAAUUUCAUAUGAAGAAUAUCUCCAGAUAGAGCAUGAACAUUAAUUAAGAAAAGUAGCCAUUUUUUUUCCUUUUUCACACCAUUGUGUAAUUUUUAAUUUUCUUAAUGUAAGUUUCUCCCAAACCAGUUUUAUAAUCAACGCACUUCGGCCUACACUGUAUCUGUGUGGUAAUGGUGUACUCAGACAAUUGUACUUUGUGUAUUUAUUACUUAAUUUAUUUUUAUAAAAUAAAUAUUUAAAGUUUGUUGAAUUUUUAAAAUAUUUUGUUAGCUUACAAUAUUUGUAUAGAAGGGUAAAAAUUGUUAUGAUAAAAUAUUUAUAAAAGCUUAGCAAAUUAAUUUAAAUAAUUUGUAAUUGUAUUUGAAGCAUAUAUUUUAUUUUGAAGUUACUAAUCAUUUCAUGACAUUGUAAAUAAUAAUGGAAAAAACGUUAGCUAGUAAAAUAUUGCAAAA